Molecule: messenger RNA, 5424 nt
Organism: Cavia porcellus (domestic guinea pig)
Lineage: Eukaryota; Metazoa; Chordata; Mammalia; Rodentia; Caviidae
Gene: Dennd5a
Product: DENN domain containing 5A
Exons: 23
Coding region: 647-4495 (1282 amino acids)
Biological process (GO): retrograde transport, endosome to Golgi
Cellular component (GO): trans-Golgi network
Molecular function (GO): guanyl-nucleotide exchange factor activity; small GTPase binding
Source: RefSeq, a predicted model, not a curated record
AGACAGGACCUUGUGGGCUUCGCAGCUCAGUCCUGCAACCCCAUCCCGGGUGACAGGGGCGGGCUAAGAUAACCGGACCUCAGCGGGGAGGGGAGGGGUGGAUGGGUCGGAGCCCAGCACAGGCCCGGGUCGCGGCUCAGCAGGAUCCGCCCACUCUUCCCGAACUUCGUCCCUCCACAGGGGAGUCGCAGUCCCACGGGGCGGCGGUAGCUGGUGGCGGGGAGCCUUGGACCGCGUUGCGGCGGCCACCCGGGGAGCUGCGGCCCACUGGGCCUUAAGAGCAUCACGUCAUCCUUUCCGCCCGGUCCCGCCCCCUCCCCGACGGCGCGUGCGCAGGCGCGGCGGGGGCUCCCGGGCGCUUUCUGCCCGCUCCAGGCUCGCUCGGGCCGUGGCGCUCUCAGUCGGCGGCGCGAAGGGACGGCGUCCAGGAUGCGGCGCGGGGCGGCCCGGUGCCCCCCUGCCCCGUCACGGCCGCGGCGGCCGCAGGGACCGGGCCAGGGGCGGGGGCGACGGCCCGAACCGCGGUAGCGGCGGCGGCGGCGGCAGCAGCGGCGGCGGCAGCGGUGAGAGGGGCAGCUGAGGCGGGCGGGCGCCCGAGUGCGGGGGCUCCGCGCCGCUCCGCACGGCCCGGCCCGGCCCCGGCGCCAUGAGCGGCGGCGGCGGCGGCGGCGGCGGCGGAGGGGGCUCUGCGCCCAGUCGCUUCGCCGACUACUUCGUCAUCUGCGGACUGGACACCGAGACCGGGCUGGAGCCGGACGAGCUGUCGGCAUUAUGCCAGUACAUUCAGGCUUCUAAAGCCAGGGAUGGUGCCAGACCUUUCAUUUCGAGUACGACUGAAGGAGAAAAUUUUGAGCAGACACCAUUGAGACGCACAUUCAAGUCUAAAGUCCUUGCCCGAUAUCCUGAGAAUGUAGAAUGGAAUCCAUUUGACCAAGAUGCAGUGGGAAUGCUGUGCAUGCCCAAAGGGUUGGCAUUCAAGACCCAGGCUGAUCCUAGGGAGCCCCAGUUCCAUGCCUUUAUUAUCACAAGGGAGGAUGGCUCUCGGACAUUCGGGUUUGCCCUCACAUUUUAUGAAGAGGUGACUAGCAAGCAGAUCUGCAGUGCAAUGCAGACCCUCUACCACAUGCACAAUGCUGAAUAUGAUGUCCUUCAUGCUCCCUUUACUGAUGGCCAGGACCAGAGUGGCAUGGAAGAUGAUGAAGGCACUCCUGGGACCAAGCUGCAGCGAUUCAACUCGUAUGACAUUAGCCGGGACACACUCUACGUCUCUAAGUGCAUCUGCCUCAUCACACCUAUGUCCUUUAUGAAGGCUUGUCGGAAUGUGUUGGAGCAGCUCCACCAGGCUGUCACUUCACCUCAGCCCCCACCUCUACCCCUUGAGAGCUACAUAUACAACGUACUUUAUGAGGUGCCACUUCCACCGCCUGGUCGGUCUUUGAAGUUUUCUGGGGUCUAUGGGCCGAUAAUCUGCCAGAGACCAAGUACCAAUGAGCUUCCGCUAUUUGACUUCCCUGUCAGAGAGGUCUUUGAACUGCUUGGCGUGGAGAAUGUAUUUCAGCUUUUCACUUGUGCCCUUCUGGAAUUUCAAAUUUUGCUCUACUCACAACAUUACCAGAGACUGAUGACUGUGGCGGAAACAAUUACAGCGCUCAUGUUUCCUUUUCAGUGGCAGCAUGUCUAUGUCCCUAUUCUCCCAGCUUCUCUCCUGCAUUUCUUAGAUGCGCCUGUUCCCUACCUGAUGGGCUUGCACUCCAAUGGAUUGGAUGACCGAUCAAAGCUGGAGCUGCCUCAAGAGGCUAACCUCUGCUUUGUAGAUGUUGACAACCACUUCGUUGAGCUGCCAGAGGAUCUGCCUCAAUUUCCCAACAAAUUGGAAUUUGUCCAGGAAGUCUCUGAGAUUCUCAUGGCAUUUGGCAUUCCCCCUGAAGGCAACCUUCAUUGCAGCGAGAGUGCUUCCAAGCUGAAGAGGCUCCGCGCUUCUGAGCUCGUCUCUGACAAGAGGAAUGGGAACAUUGCCGGCUCUCCUUUACAUUCCUAUGAGCUCCUCAAGGAGAAUGAAACUAUUGCCCGGCUCCAAGCCUUAGUCAAGAGGACUGGGGUGAGCUUGGAAAAGUUGGAAGUGCGUGAAGACCCCAGUAACAAUAAGGAUCUCAAAGUUCAGUGUGAUGAAGAAGAACUGAGGGUUUACCAGCUAAACAUUCAGAUCCGGGAGGUUUUUGCAAAUCGUUUUACUCAGAUGUUUGCAGAUUAUGAAGUGUUUGUCAUUCAGCCUAGCCAGGAUAAGGAAUCCUGGUUCACCAACAGGGAGCAGAUGCAAAACUUUGAUAAAGCAUCUUUUCUGUCAGAUCAGCCUGAGCCCUACCUACCCUUCCUCUCAAGAUUCUUGGAGACUCAGAUGUUUGCUUCUUUCAUUGAUAACAAAAUCAUGUGCCACGACGAUGAUGACAAAGACCCUGUGCUCCGGGUAUUUGAUUCCCGAGUAGACAAGAUCAGACUUUUGAAUGUUCGAACACCCACUCUCCGCACCUCCAUGUACCAGAAGUGUACCACUGUAGAUGAAGCAGAGAAAGCAAUUGAGCUGCGCCUGGCAAAAAUCGACCAUACUGCAGUUCACCCACAUUUACUUGACAUGAAGAUCGGACAAGGGAAGUAUGAGCCAGGCUUUUUCCCUAAGCUCCAGUCUGAUGUACUUUCUACUGGGCCAGCCAGCAACAAGUGGACAAAAAGGAAUGCCCCUGCCCAGUGGAGGCGGAAAGACCGGCAGAAGCAACAUACAGAACACCUGCGUUUAGAUAAUGACCAGAGAGAGAAGUACAUCCAGGAAGCCAGGAAUAUGGGCAGCACCAUCCGCCAGCCCAAACUAUCCAACCUUUCUCCAUCAGUCAUUGCUCAGACCAACUGGAAGUUUGUAGAGGGUCUGCUGAAGGAGUGCCGCAACAAGACCAAGAGGAUGCUGGUGGAGAAGAUGGGCCGUGAGGCUGUGGAGUUAGGGCACGGGGAAGUGAACAUCACUGGUGUGGAAGAGAACACCUUGAUCGCCAGCCUCUGUGACCUCCUAGAAAGGAUAUGGAGUCACGGGCUUCAGGUGAAGCAGGGGAAGUCAGCUUUGUGGUCUCACCUGUUACAUUAUCAAGAAAACAGGCAGCGAAAACUUGCAUCAGGAAGCCUCAGUAGCUCGGGAAUACUUCUUGAUUCAGAACGGAGGAAGUCUGAUGCCAGCUCAGUCAUGUCUCCCCUGAGGAUCUCUUUGAUUCAGGAUAUGAGGCACAUCCAAAACAUUGGGGAAAUCAAGACUGACGUGGGGAAGGCCAGAGCAUGGGUGCGAUUGUCCAUGGAGAAAAAGUUACUUUCCAGACACUUGAAGCAGCUUCUCUCAGAGCAUGAGCUCUCCAAAAAGUUGUACAAGCGCUAUGCCUUCCUACGCUGUGAUGACGAGAAGGAGCAAUUCCUCUAUCACUUGCUCUCUUUUAAUGCUGUCGAUUACUUCUGCUUUACCAAUGUCUUCACGACGAUCUUGAUCCCAUACCACAUUCUCAUCGUACCAAGCAAGAAGCUGGGGGGCUCCAUGUUCACAGCCAACCCAUGGAUCUGUAUCGCAGGAGAGCUGGGUGAAACACAGAUCCUGCAGAUUCCCAGGAAUGUGCUAGAGAUGACCUUUGAGUGCCAGAAUUUGGGAAAACUUACUACUGUUCAGAUUGGCCAUGACAACUCUGGGCUGUAUGCCAAAUGGCUUGUGGAGUAUGUAAUGGUCAGGAAUGAGAUCACAGGACAUGCUUAUAAGUUCCCAUGUGGCCGGUGGUUGGGAAAAGGCAUGGAUGAUGGAAGCCUGGAGCGGGUCCUGGUUGGGGAGCUGCUCACAUCCCUGCCUGAGGUGGAUGAGAGGCCAUGCCGGACCCCACCACUGCAGCAGUCCCCUAGCGUCAUCCGGAGGCUCGUUACCAUCUCUCCUAACAACAAGCCCAAGCUGAACACUGGGCAGAUCCAGGAGUCCAUUGGGGAGGCAGUCAAUGGCAUUGUGAAACACUUCCAUAAGCCUGAAAAAGAGCGAGGCAGUCUGACACUGUUGCUUUGUGGAGAAUGUGGGCUUGUCUCAGCCCUGGAACAGGCUUUCCAGCAUGGAUUUAAAUCACCCCGGCUCUUCAAAAAUGUCUUCAUUUGGGAUUUCCUGGAAAAAGCACAAACCUAUUAUGAGACAUUGGAGCAGAAUGAAGUAGUCCCUGAGGAAAACUGGCAUACAAGAGCCCGCAACUUCUGCCGCUUUGUCACUGCAAUUAACAACACUCCUCGGAACAUUGGCAAGGACGGCAAGUUUCAGAUGCUGGUGUGCUUGGGAGCCAGGUACUGCAGCCCCGGGGGCCCAGAGGACACGGCAGCCAGGCUUAGAGAGAUCACCUGCUGCACCACUGGAUCGCCCUGCUGGCCGACUGCCCCAUCACCGCACACAUGUAUGAGGAUAUGGCGCUCAUCAAAGACCACACACUGGUCAACUCCUUGAUCCGUGUCCUGCAGACACUGCAGGAAUUCAACAUCACGCUGGAGACAUCCCUUGUCAAGGGCAUUGACAUCUGACCUCACAGCACCAGCCGGCAGCCAGACCCAAAAGACUCUCCCUCAGCUUGGCCCUUCUCCCCAGAGGGAUGCACGCAAGCUGUGCAGGGGAUGGAGAGGAGAUGUACACUCACUGUAAAAAGAAAACUAGAGGAUUUUUGGAAAAAAAUAAUCUAUUUUAGAGUUUAUUUGCUGAUUUGCUUUUUACACACUUUCAUGUGAAAGAGUGAUAGGGAGAGGGAGCGAGGUUGGUGCCGCUUAUUUUGAAGCUGGCGCCCUCCCUCGCAUGGCCACACACCGGGAGCCUGCGGCCUCCUGGGCUGCGCCUGUGCGCAGGCCAUUCUGCUUCCUCGCCCUGACGUGUCGAUGAGGCCAUUCCACAUCGUUUUUAAACUAAUGUUUUCUAUAUUAACAUUAUUAUGGAUAUUUGGCUCUCAUGGGCCACAUACAGGUGUGCUGAGCGGGAAGCCCCAUGCUCCAAUCAAGGGAAUUUUAGUAGUGCCUCUAAGCGAGCACUGAGGAGUCAGCCCCAUGUCAUGUUUUUGGUUUUUGUUUUUUCAGUCAGUAUUAUUUGGGAACGAGACAUGCCGGGACACGUCAGUGCUGUCCCUCUGCAGAAGGGCUUGUUUCCUCGUGGCGCAUAGUUGCACACAAGUAAACAUAAGCAUGUUUUAACAGCUUUUCUUUUUCUUACAUUUUAUUUAUUUAACCCUCCAUUGUGUGUUUUAAGUAUUUCUUUUUCUUUUUUUCUUUUUUUCAAGAAAGGAAAAGCUUGUCACAGUCUAACCGGCUAUGUUAUUACUGUUAAAUUUAUGUUGUUUUGCAACUUAGAAACCAGCUACAGUAUGGCCCACUUAAUAAAACACCUGAAACAAG